AUGGAGGCCACCCUGCUGAGCUGCGUCCUGGCGCUGCUCUGAGCGUCCUCGGCGCAGGCUGAGGUCCUGGGGCAGCCAGAUUUUGAUGCCAAAGAGUUCUCAGGCCUCUGGUACGUGGUGCCCAUGGUCUCUGACUGCAAGGUCUUCAGGGACAAGAAGGGCCACCUGCUGACGUCCACCAGCAACAUCAAGGCCAUGGCGGAGGGCAGCCUCAGCGUCCACAUGCAGCUCCCCGGGGCUGAAGGCUGUAACCAGAUGGGUGCCGCGUAGCUGAGGGAGGGCUGCCAGGGGCACAUCCGAGCCCCGAGAAGCGAGCCCCCAGGCUUGAAGGCCUUCCAGGACUUCUACCCGACGGUGGGGCUGCCGGAGGACACGGUGGUCACGCUGCCCAAGUCAGGGAACGACCUUUCCCACGCAAGCUUCGCACCGCCCGCCGUCGUUUCCCCCACCCGGGGGAGGAACCCCCCACCCGGCUCUGCGGUCCAGGCCCGUGGAGCGGCUGUGGGUGUCACGGGGCCCGGAUGCACGCCCCGUGAGCAUUUGGAGGCCAAGUUCACCGAGGACACCCUUGGGUGA
This is a messenger RNA of Globicephala melas (long-finned pilot whale), 576 nucleotides long. RefSeq names its product lipocalin 15 (gene LCN15). NCBI's taxonomy places the organism in Eukaryota, Metazoa, Chordata, Mammalia, Artiodactyla, Delphinidae. Gene Ontology annotation, molecular function: small molecule binding. The record is from RefSeq and is a predicted model, not a curated record.